UUUUGCUCUAGCCCGAUCAAUGGUGAGAUCAGUUUACGAUUUGGCAUUGCAAUUGAAGGAUUUUGGUGAUGAGCUGAUGGCCAGGGAUGGACAAGGUUUUACUUUGGAACCGAUCACUACACCAUUUUUUCCUCCAUAUCUUAGUACCGGGGUAUUCAGGGCGGAUUUAUAUCUCAACAUGGAGGGAUUGGUGGAAGAAUUAAUGAAUUUGAAUCACAUGUUGAAUCAAAUUCGCCAAUGCCAAAUGGAAAUCAUUGCACUACUCCACAGAUUGAUUUGUCUCGGCAGGGUACUCCAAGUGAAGGUCGAGAGACUCCAACAGCAUUCUCUUCGCAGGGUCAAUUGAUACGAGGAUGGUGACUGAAGAGGGGCCAAGAGCUGACCACAGUGGCUUCCAAGUGGGAAUGAUUGGUCAAGGAUGAUUAAUUAAUAUAUUAUUGAUAAUUAUGAAACUUUAGAAGGCCUUGAAAAAAACAAACUUUUCUAUUAUAAA
Fopius arisanus is the source of this 493-nucleotide messenger RNA. RefSeq lists its product as uncharacterized. The transcript has 2 exons. The coding region runs from base 20 to 346 and encodes 108 amino acids. The record is from RefSeq and is a predicted model, not a curated record. Lineage: Eukaryota; Metazoa; Arthropoda; Insecta; Hymenoptera; Braconidae.